AUGGCUUUAUCUACGGAGGCUAUGCGUGGAUUUCGAAUUGAUAACUUCGAUGCUCGCGGAGCAGAUGAAUUGACCCUCCGACGAGGCGAUAAAGUGGAGUUAUUGGAAUUAGAUGAAGGGUUUGGCGAUGGCUGGUAUCUCGGCCGGCACGUCGGUGAGAGUCAAACGGGCCUUUUUCCUGGAGUAUACACCACGAUUAUGCCCAAAAUCGGCGUUAAAAACGCAAAUAACUCGAACCCGCCCGAUGCCGUUUCAGGAGGUGCAUCCGGACUGCAAGACCAUACGGAGGGCGAACAGGAAUCCGUGUCCCCUAUUUCAAAUGACGAUACUACCCCGCAGCAAUCAAGGCAUGCCAGUGCAGCUGAUUUCGAACACCCCAUUUUGACAGAAACUGAAAGUGGGACGGAGUCUCACCCAGUUCAAACGUUAUCGAGGCAUUCAUCGGCCACAAGUACUUCAAGAGCCCCUGAGAUUCAAAGGUCCAUCAGUGAGACCAUCGCUACGCAUCUUAACGGCGAAGACAGUCCGGUUCUGAAUGAGACUUUGAGUGUGAUUGACGAACACAUAACCAAUUUUAGUACCCCCCGGCAGAGCGUCGUUGCCCAUGAUCAUCAUCGAGGCACUAAUGAUUCUAGCAGUGAAUACAGUAGCCAUGCAGGUAAUCGUCUCUCCUAUAUUCACGGCGUUGAAACAGAUGAAGAAGAGGAACGGCGAUUCACUGAGGCGGACGUCAGGCGCUGGAGCCAUGAGCAAGUCGCUGAACACCUUGUCGAACUUGGAGUAGACCCGAGACAUUGCAAGAUAUUCAAAGAGCAGGAAAUAACAGGGGAUGUUCUUCUCGAGAUGGAUCAAGAAUUCAUAUACAUGAAAGAUUUCGAUUUUGGAGUCAUGGGUCGACGCCUUAGAACCUGGCAUCUUAUCAAGGCAUUCCAAGAAGAGGUCAAGGGCAUUGCACAUCCUAGAACGUCGACGUCUACAUAUUCUGGACGUCCAACUUCCUCCGCCGAAUAUGAUCGUUCUCAAAGCCGUUCUGGAACUGCGUCUUCUUUCCUUCCGCGGAUUCCUAGUGUCAGUGAAGCGCAUGGCCCGGUAACCAGACAGUCCAGAGGGUCUACUUUUUCAAGCUACCAUGGAAGAGCUGCACCCUCUCCCGUGCCACCUCCCGGAUUUAACCGCCCGAGAACUCGCGAUAGCGCGUCCAGGCCAUCUCCAGAUCUCAUUCGGCGAAGCAAUUAUCAUCGCCGCCAUUCUUCCAUAGACGAAGCCUCCAGGCCCUCUGCGCACGCCAUGAAACCCCUAUCAGCUGUGCCGUCCAAGAUGUCCACUCUACCCCACGAAAAGAAAUCGUCGUUAGACCGAGGUUGGACGAUAAAAGCUGUAACGGACACCCGGCCGGGGACUGCGCUGGGGACUACUACUGUUCAAAGCCAGAGUCACACAAAUGGAAAUAGUCACACAGCUGUGUCUGAAGGAGUUUCCACUGAUGAUUCUCCAGAUUUAGACCGAGGUUACUUUUCUGGUGGUGAAAUUGACGCUAGAAGGUCACGUAACGUGUUGCGAAAAAGGGAUUCGAGCGGCCGUAGCCUAAGUCAAUCAAGGCAGACAGGCGCUGCAGACGAUGUUAAAGCGCGAAGUAGUAAGCGCCACUCCAGAUUCAGCAGUGUUGACUCUUUCAAGGAGUUCGCCCCAUACUUUUCCACUUUUGGCAAACUAAAUCAUUCUGGGGCCACUUCCGCAGAAACAAAACAGCGUCGAGAACUUGUUGAUGACGAUUCUCAUUCACCAACAGUCACCAACUUAGAGGAGGCUAAUAGCUCAAGUGGCGGGUUCUUUACUUCUCUCUCAUCUUUGCACUCAAAACCCCAUGACGAACAUUUAGGUCGCUCUUCGCCUUCCCAUGGCAAAAAUGCAACACCUAAAUUUCGCCGGACUAUUGGCUUACGUGCGAUUUCGGACGCCGUGACGGGCAGCGAGAAAGCUCAGUUGGGCUCAACAUCACCCUCGCCUAUAAAAGACUUUUCAAAGUCUCCUGAUCGGACGAACUCUACUACUCCGUCGGCCACAUCUAAAAGCUUUGAUAUGGAGGGGACAGAUACCUCAUCGAAGCUUUCGGAAGGAGGUCUAACUUUGGCACUUGCGUCUAAGACUCCUUCUCAACGAACCAAAUCAAAGAGAGAUACAAGUGCGUAUGUACGAGGUUUAGAGAAGAAAUCUCCCCAAGAGCAGAUGGUAGGCUGUGACUAUUAUGGGUGGAUGAAAAAGAAAUCAUCAAACUUGAUGACUACCUGGAAGCCUCGAUUGUUUGUUUUACGUGGCCGACGAUUGUCGUAUUACUAUUCGGAAAAUGAUACCGAAGAGAGAGGCCUUAUUGACAUCUCGUCUCACCGCGUUUUCCGUGCAGAUCAUGACACAAUAACUUCCCUCCAUGCUGCUAUCACUGGGGCCAAGGCGUCACCCACCUCUCCUACCAACUCCAACGGCUCUCAACCCAUGUCUCCUGACUCGGACCAAACGCCAGAGACCAGCCGACCGAAAACUAGCUCCGGUGAUCAGCCAUUUAUAUUUAAACUCGUCCCGCCAAAGGCCGGAUUGUCCCGUGCCGUGCAGUUCACAAAACCAGCAGUGCAUUAUUUCCAGGUUGACAAUAUUCAACAAGGUCGCUCUUGGAUGGCAGCAAUUAUGAAAGCCACAAUCGAACGUGAUCUCAACCUACCCGUGAAAACCACAAACAAGCAAAAGACGGUCAGUUUGAGGGCAGGCUCGCCAGAUGAAUCAGCGUCCGCCGGCAUUGAUGAACCGACAAAGCAGAGAUGA
Molecule: messenger RNA, 2814 nt
Organism: Uncinocarpus reesii 1704
Lineage: Eukaryota; Fungi; Ascomycota; Eurotiomycetes; Onygenales; Onygenaceae
Exons: 3
Coding region: 1-2814 (937 amino acids)
Biological process (GO): actin cytoskeleton organization
Cellular component (GO): plasma membrane
Molecular function (GO): protein binding
Source: RefSeq, a predicted model, not a curated record